Messenger RNA from Propithecus coquereli (Coquerel's sifaka), 2016 nucleotides. It is a transcript of the gene DNER, whose product is annotated as delta/notch-like EGF repeat containing. The coding region runs from base 1 to 2016 and encodes 671 amino acids. Gene Ontology annotation, molecular function: calcium ion binding. The record is from RefSeq and is a predicted model, not a curated record. The transcript has 11 exons. NCBI's taxonomy places the organism in Eukaryota, Metazoa, Chordata, Mammalia, Primates, Indriidae.
AUGCCGCCCCGCCGCGCUCAGGCGUCCGGGGCGCAGCUGCUGCUCGCGCUGGCCCCGCUGCUGCUGCUGCUGCUCUACUCCGGGCCCCGCAGCGGCUGCCUGGCCAGCCCGGUGCCCGCCGCGCCCCUGCCCGCGCCCGGGCCGUGCGCCGCGCAGCCCUGCCGGAACGGGGGCGUGUGCACCCCGCGCCCCGCGCCCGGCCAGCAGCACCCGGCCCCCUCCGGCGAGCCCGGCUACAGCUGCACCUGCCCCGCCGGGGUCUCCGGCGCCAACUGCCAGCUUGUUGCAGAUCCUUGCGCCAGCAACCCUUGUCACCAUGGCAACUGUAGCAGCAGCGGCAGCAGCGACGGCUACCUCUGCAUCUGCGAUGCAGGCUAUGAAGGUCCCGACUGUGAACAGGCUCUUCCCAGUCUUCCAGCCUCGAGCUGGACCGAGUCCACGGCGCCCAGACAGCUUCAGCCUGUCUCUGCCACCCCGGAGCCCGACAUAAUCCUUCCACGCUCUCAGGCAACCGAGACCCUGCCAACCUGGCAGCCGAAAACAGGGCAGAAAGUUGUAGAAAUGAAAUGGGAUCAAGUGGAGGGACUUUCUGUUCACAUCAUUCCUGUUUUCAGGAUUCGGCAAGAUGCCACUGCUUCGUUGAUUUUGCUGUGGAAGGUCACGGCCACGGGAUUUCAACAGUGCUCCCUCAUAGACGGACGGAGUGUGACCCCUCUCCAGGCUCCAGGGGGCCUUGUUCUCCUGGAGGAGAUGCUCGCCUUGGGGAAUAAUCACUUCAUUGGUUUUGUGAAUGAUUCUGUUACUAAAUCUAUUGUGGCUUUGCGCUUAACUCUGGUGGUGAAGGCCAGCACCUGUGUGCUGGGGGAGAGCCACGCAAGUGACUUGGAGUGUUCAGGAAAAGGAAAAUGCACCUCGAAGCCAUCAGAGGCAACUUUUUCCUGUACCUGUGAGGACCAGUACGUGGGUACUUUCUGCGAAGAAUACGACGCCUGCCAGAGGAAACCUUGCUACAACAACGCGAGCUGUAUUGAUGCAAAUGAAAAGCAAGAUGGGAGCAAUUUCACUUGCGUUUGCCUUGCCGGUUAUACUGGAGAGCUUUGCCAAUCCAAGAUUGACUAUUGUAUCCUAGACCCAUGCAGAAAUGGAGCAACGUGCAUUUCUAGCCUCAGUGGAUUCACCUGCCAGUGUCCAGAAGGAUACUUCGGAUCUGCUUGUGAGGAAAAGGUGGACCCAUGUGCGUCGUCGCCGUGCCAGAACAAUGGCACCUGCUACGCGGACGGGGUGCACUUCACCUGCAGCUGCAGCCCGGGCUUCACGGGACCAGCCUGCGCCCAGCUCGUCGACUUCUGCGCCCUCAGCCCGUGCGCUCACGGCACGUGUCGCAGUGUGGGCACCAGCUACAAAUGCCUCUGUGAUCCAGGCUACCACGGCCUCUACUGCGAAGAGGAGUAUAACGAGUGCCUCUCCGCUCCGUGCCUGAAUGCUGCCACCUGCAGGGAUCUGGUGAACGGCUAUGAGUGUGUGUGCCUGGCGGAAUACAAAGGAACACAUUGUGAGUUGUACAAGGAUCCCUGCGCCAACGUCAGCUGCCUGAACGGAGCCACCUGUGACAGCGAAGGCCUGAACGGCACAUGCGUCUGUGCACCAGGGUUUAUAGACCUGCAGUGGAAGUCCGGACACAUGGCGGAGAGCCUUACCAACAUGCCUCGCCACUCCCUCUACGUCAUCAUCGGAGCCCUUUGCGUGGCCUUUAUCCUCAUGCUCAUCAUCUUGAUCGUGGGGAUUUGCCGCAUCAGCCGCAUCGAGUACCAGGGCUCUUCCAGGCCGGCCUACGAGGAGUUCUACAACUGCCGCAGCAUCGACAGCGAGUUCAGCAACGCGAUCGCGUCCAUCCGACACGCCAGGUUUGGAAAGAAAUCCCGGCCCGCGAUGUACGACGUGAGCCCCAUCGCCUAUGAGGAUUACAGUCCUGACGACAAACCCUUGGUCACGCUGAUUAAAACAAAAGAUUUGUAA